UCUACUGGCGUGACGUUGAAAUUGGCUGUGUCUUUCUUGUUCAGCGACUCGAUGCUUCUCUCUCUCUCCCUCUGUGAUCAGUGGGUGAGAGGGGGGACGGAGCUAUCACACAGCGGAGGAUACAGCGUGCGCCUCCGAGUCCUCCUCUCGUUGGCUCAUCUCUCCGUUUUCUCCACCUCUCCGCUCCCUGCUGGAUCCCUUCUGGGGGGGUAAUAACACGAGACCAUUGAAUCAUUCUGCAGCCGUAGCUUUCUGCUUCAUUUCACGGCUGUUCUGAAUGACGGGCGGAAGGUUUGACUUCGACGAUGGAGGAACAUACUGCGGCGGGUGGGAGGACGGUAAAGCCCACGGACAUGGCAUCUGUACCGGGCCAAAAGGCCAGGGCGAAUACGCCGGCUCCUGGUCGCACGGCUUUGAGAUAGUGGGGGUGUACACCUGGCCCAGCGGGAAUACGUACCACGGCUACUGGUCCCAGGGGAAACGGCAUGGGCUUGGGGUCGAAACCAAAGGGAAGUGGACUUACCGCGGUGAAUGGAGCCACGGAUUCAAGGGUCGCUAUGGACUCCGACAGAGUCACAAUACACCUGCCCGGUACGAUGGGACGUGGAGUAAUGGCCUACAGGACGGGUAUGGGAUUGAGACCUAUGGCGACGGUGGUAAGAUAUACCAUUAUACUGUUAUACCGGAUUGGCAUGUAUUUUUUUUUUGUUGUAUAUUGUGUGUGUCUCUUUAAACCGUGAACCAGUGG
Oncorhynchus kisutch (coho salmon) is the source of this 748-nucleotide messenger RNA. RefSeq names its product junctophilin-1. The coding region runs from base 278 to 733 and encodes 151 amino acids. The record is from RefSeq and is a predicted model, not a curated record. Gene Ontology annotation, cellular component: sarcoplasmic reticulum; junctional membrane complex; endoplasmic reticulum membrane. The transcript is spliced from 2 exons. Lineage: Eukaryota; Metazoa; Chordata; Actinopteri; Salmoniformes; Salmonidae.